AUGCAAGAACAUCCUCAACCAGAAAACAUUUCUACCGUCUCAGCUCCUUCAUCAUCCACAACUAGUUCAUCUUCGGAGGCUGUUUCUUCUCGGGAUAGUGCCUCUUCAUCAUCCAUUGUUGAAUCAUCAUCGAACAAUGAGGGUCAAAAACCUGUUCAUCCACAAGCUUGGCUCCAAGCCCUGUACAGUGCUGGACGAGGAGGACUUCAGCAAAAAAGUAACCGAGGAGGUUAUCAUCGCGGAGGGAAUCGUAGAGGUAGAGGCUCAAGAGGAAGGCAUCACAACAAUCGGUACGAACGAGGAGGAAAUGAUCAUGAGAAGCGGAAACGACCCAAAGAUGAUGACGAAGAUUCGCAUGAAGAGUCUGAUAAUGAAAAACCAUCAUCGGACGUAAAUGAAGAAAAUAUACCAGAAUAUGUCAAGUUUUUACAAGACUACAAGAAAAAUUACAAAAAUCCAAUUUUCUCAAUGCUUUAUAAAAAACCAAUGGAAACACCAGAAGAUAUUGAAAAAUAUAGAGAGGAACGUAGAAAAAAUUAUCCAACUCGAAACAAUGUCAUUGAAAAGGAAAAAGAACUUGCCGAGAGGAGAAAGAAGGGAGAAAUUAUUAUCGGAGCCUCAGAAAAAGUGAAAUCUCUCCUAAAAGUAAUGGGAAUUGAGAAGGAUAAAAAAGAGGAAUCUAAUCAAGAUGAUAGCAAUGCAAAGGCAGCUCAAUCAUUAAUUAGAAAUUUAUUGACUCAAGAAAUUUCACAGGAUAAGAUCAUUUUGUUACAAUGUUUUAGGCAUGUGGUUUAUGAGCGGUUUUUUUGUAGUGAGGAUGAAUUGAGCGAGGAAGUGAAAGCCAAACUUGAUAAAUUGCAAGAGCUCACAACCACCGAAAUGAAAAAGCUAGAAGAGUUUAGAAAGAAGAAGCUUGGUCUUCUCGAUGAGGAUUUAAAUACCAAUUCAAUAGCGUCCUCUGUAUCAAAUACUACUGCACCAAUUCUUGCAGAAAAAGCAACAACUCUACAAGUAGAAGAUUCAAUAUCCGAUGAAGAAUUUGGAGAGUUAAGUGACGAUGAUCUUGUCCAAAAUGAUGAAGAUAUGGAAGAUGACAUUCUUGGAAAUUGUGAUGCCCAUGAAGAGCAGAAAUUAGACACAAUUUUGAAGGAAAUUGCAGAAUAG
This is a messenger RNA of Naegleria lovaniensis, 1164 nucleotides long. RefSeq lists its product as uncharacterized. Gene Ontology annotation, cellular component: nucleus. Gene Ontology annotation, molecular function: RNA binding. The record is from RefSeq and is a predicted model, not a curated record. Bases 1 to 1164 code for a protein of 387 amino acids. The transcript has a single exon. Lineage: Eukaryota; Heterolobosea; Eutetramitea; Acrasida; Naegleriidae. Gene Ontology annotation, biological process: box C/D snoRNP assembly.